UAAAGGGGCAAGUGAUUUAUGUCACGUGUAGUAAAAUAUAUAUCUUGAUAAGAAUUCGUUUAACAUGUCAAUUAAAAUUAAUUUUUGUAUAAAAUUCGAAAGAAAAUUACAAUAAAACCACAUACCACUCUAAAGUACGAUUGGAAGAUAGAUGGGUUAACGUAAAAAAAACCUAGAUGUAACCAGACUCAAGGUUUUGUGACUUUUCAGACGUACGCAUACUCUUCAGUUUUAUGCUUUUUGAUGGUGAAGGGGUGAAUAAUAUUCACUACAUUGCUCAGUCAUUGUAUUACACAGCAGGGAAGUCCAAUGGUUAAAAGUGCUCAAAUGUGCAAGAUUUGACAAGUCACAACAGUACUGUACUACAGUACCUGCCUUGGACAGCUCUUGCCAUUGUUUUGCACCGUAGCUCACCGAUAACCAUAGCAUAUUAUGCAGGGAUCGUCUAUUGCGUUUAAAAUAAACAACAUCGCAGCAUGCAUAAAGCUCCUGGUUGCACUAGCCGCUUUAUUUCUGCGCUUUUUUACUUGGGCUCCAACAUAACAAGCAGGUCCACGCUUUUUCCGAAGCGAUCCCAGUGUGCGUAGCAAGUGACGAAGCCCUAUCGCAACGACGUCGGCACGCCACAUCCUGCCAAGGGAAAGAGGGAAAAAAGGAGGAGGAGAGCAGCGGAAGAUGGCGACCUCAAACAAUCCGCGGAAAUUCAGCGAGAAGAUCGCUUUGCAUAACCAGAAGCAGGCCGAGGAGACGGCGGCCUUCGAGGAAGUGAUGAAGGACCUGAGCAUCACCCGGGCGGCGCGGUUGCAGUUACAGAAGACCCAGUAUUUGCAGUUAGGGCAGAACCGUGGACAGUACUAUGGAGGAUCGUUGCCCAAUGUUAAUCAGAUUGGAAACAGCAACAUUGACCUACCCUUUCAGACUCCAUUCCAGACUUCAGGCUUGGACACGAGCCGUACGACUCGGCACCACGGCUUGGUGGAUCGGGUGUACCGCGAUCGCAAUCGGAUCACCUCGCCACACCGGCGGCCCCUAUCUGUGGACAAACACGGCCGCCAGAUUGACAGCUGUCCCUAUGGAUCAGUGUACCUGUCUCCUCCGCCUGACACGAGCUGGAGAAGAACCAAUUCGGACUCGGCCUUGCACCAGAGCACGAUGAACCCUACUCCCCAGGACAGCUUUGUGGGGGGCUCACAGGAGCUUCAGCCCAAGCGAGUGCUCCUGCUCACAGUUCCGGGGACAGAGGACUCCGCAGAAUCUGAGGUGGAUAAAAACAUCCAGAAGCAGAUCUGGGAUAAGAAGAACCUGUCGCCAAGGCCCAAAUCCUGUGAGGUGCCGGGGAUAAACAUUUUUCCAUCGCCUGACCAGGAGAUGACCACCUCCUUAAUCCCAGCCACACACAACACUGGCGGCUCUCUGCCUGACUUGACCAACAUCCAGUUUCCCCCGCCGCUGCCCACCCCACUGGACCCCGAGGACACCUCCUCCUUCCCAGUGCUCAGCACCUCCAGCAGCACCAGUAACCUGGCCACCAACCUCACCCACCUGGGCAUCAGUGUCGUCAGCCACGGAAUCAGCGGCUCCCAGCCCAGCAUGACGGGGACGGCCCAGCGCAAGCAGCAGAGCGUGGUUCCCUUAGCGCUGAACGCAGAGGCACAGAGCCAGCAAUCCCCACAGCAGCUCUCCCCCACCCUCUCGCCCCCCGUCACCGUGGCUCAGGCCGUGACGAUGGAUGCGCUGACCCUGGAUCAGCAGCUGUCUCAGUACCCCUUCUUCAGUCAGCUGUCGUCGCAGGCGUUGGCGCAGGUGGUCAGCGACCUGCAGCAGCGGGCCCCCCAGCAGCCGCAGCAGAACAUGCGGCUGGUGCAGCUGCCACCGCUGUCUGUGAGCACAGCCUCCAGUCUGCCCCAGGCCUCCCCCGGCAGCCAGACGCCCACUACCGUCGCCAUCGACAUUAACUCUACUUCUUCCCUCCAGCAGUACCGCAGUCAGGCCGGCUCUCCCGCCAACCAGUCUCCAACCUCCCCUGUCUCCAAUCAAGGCUUCUCUCCCGGCGGCUCGCCUCAACACACUUCUGCUGUGGGCAGCAUCUUCGGCGACUCCUUCUACGACCAGCAGCUGACAUCCAGGCAGACCACUGCCCUCUCCCACCAGCUUGAGCAGUUCAACAUGAUUGAGAGUCCCAUCAGCUCCAACAGCCUGUACAGCCAGUGCUCCACCCUGAACUACACCCAAGCAGCCAUGAUGGGAUUGACAGGUAGCCACGGCAACCUGCAGGACUCCCAGCAGCUCAGUUACAGUAGCCAUGGCAACAUUCCCAACAUUAUUCUCACAGUUACUGGAGAGUCACCACCCAGCCUGUCCAAGGAGCUCACCAGCUCCCUGGCCGGUGUCGGUGAUGUCAGCUUUGAUGCCGACUCUCAGUUCCCGUUGGACGAGCUGAAGAUCGAUCCUCUCACACUCGACGGACUGCACAUGCUCAACGACCCAGACAUGGUCCUCACCGACCCCGCCACGGAAGAUACUUUCCGGAUGGAUAGGCUGUAGACGCAGGACUGCAGGCCGCAGUGUUAAGUACCUGGAGAGUUUGGGGAGAGGAGGGUUGGGCCGUGUAACUGCCUGCUUGCACAUCAGCCCUGCCUCUCUCUGCAGUUCCCACCAUUUCCUGUUAUGACCCUUUUGAUGGGCUGAGGGAAAAAAUAUAUAUACAAACCAGAAGGGAAAAGAGUCCCGUAAUGUCCAGUAAAACGAAGCUUGUCUUUCUGAGCUUGUGAAUUCAUCUGUGUUAUUUAUAUGCCUGCCAUACGUUUCUCUGCAUUUGACAGACUUUAAUCAGUUGUCAAGUUUUGUACCAUAGAGACGUUGAGUUCACUGAUUUUAGAAUCAACAUUUUAAGCUAAGAAAAACAACAAAAGUGGGCUGGUUUAAUUUAAUUUCCGUUUUGUAUAUUUUCCAUUACGUCACCUUUUUUAUUUUACGCCAAUGUUCAGCUUGACUGUUCACCUUAUGGCUUUGCUCCCUGUGUUUUGUGUGUGUAAUUAUUUUUCCCUGUCUUGAAUGUGGUCAGUUUUGACAGUCUGAUUUUCUUGAUUGCGGGCAGUUAUCAUGUUAUAUAUUAAAAAUGCCAUUGUCCCCCCCCCUUCUGUAAAUUGACCAGCAUUCACUGCCUGUUUUGGUUCCCUGCCAAAGUUUUAAUACUGGCUUUUAUGUCCCUGUUGUCAUUUUUCUAUUUAUUUUUUUAUUUUUAUUUUUUUUGAGGUUAAGGAGUAUUAAUCCUCCCAAUACCAAAUGAAAGUUUUUGUUGCAGUCGGGGUAUUUCUUGGUGCCCUGAAAGGUAACAGUCCAUCAGCUUACAUCUCACGUCGCCUGAUUAAUUAAGUAUUCAUACUUUGUUGUGAAAGCUGACAUAGUUAAUCAACGUCACUGACAUAGUUUAAGGAUAUAGUCACGUGGUAUGGCGCCCUCUGUUAGUAGUAUUGAGCAUUUUUAAUUGUACAUACUUCAUAGUGAUGAGAAAUUUGUCCAUGUUGGUUCUUUGUUUACAUGGUGUUGGUCCUGCUGUUUAAUUUGUGCGCAGAAACGAUCCCGCCUCGUUUGAUAUUCGAUAAGGCGUGUCCCCCGCUGCAGGCCUGCUCUGCAGUGAAUUUGUGUGCAGAAACGAUUUCGCCUCCUUUAACAUUCGAUGAGGCACGUCCCCUACUGCAGGCCUGCUCUGCAGUGAAUUUGUGUGCAGAAACGAUCCCGCCUCCUUUAACAUUCGAUGAGGCACGUCCCCUGCUGCAGGCCUGCUCUGCAGUGAAUUUGUGUGCAGAAACGAUCCCGCCUCCUUUAACAUUCGAUGAGGCACGUUCCCUUGCUGCAGGCCUGCUCUGCAGUGAAUUUGUGUGCAGAAACGAUCCCGCCUCCUUUAACAUUCGAUGAGGCACGUCCCCUACUGCAGGCCUGCUCUGCAGUGAAUUUGUGCGCAGAAACGAUCCCGCCUCCUUUAACAUUCGAUGAGGCACGUCCCCUGCUGCAGGCCUGCUCUGCAGUGAAUUUGCCACCCGGAAGCUGGUGGGCCUCCACAGCUUCCUGGAUUUCUUCUGUGUUUGUGUAUCUGCUAUUCUUUGACUGAAGGGCCGCAGGCCGAUAAUGCGAGAAGACAGGAACGGCUGGCGGCGAUGAACUCAUCACUGUGAGAUCACCUGAUUUUGCCUUACAUGAAUGAGAUGCUGUUUUCAAGUGUCUGGUACUUAAUGUGAAAAUGUAUUUUUCCUAAUGUCUCUGUUUUUGGCUUUUUAUAGAUUUUUUUAAAUAUGUAUAUUGACCGAUGUAUUUGUGGCAAUGUAGUUUAAAAGCUUGAUUAUUUGUAACUUCUUGAGCAUUGUGGCGUCCAUAACAUUCAGGAUCCUCAGCGCACGCAAGGGCGGGCGGAUUACUACUCCUUAAAGUGCUGGAUGUUGGUGUUAGAUCAUGCGUUUCUGUUGCUUAUGUAUGUAUUUAUGUAUGUAUUUAUUUAUUUAUGUAUUUAUUAUUAUUAUUUAUGCUGUCUCUCCCUCACUACGUGCAUGGUUUCCACCCGGCGGUCGGUCCCAGCAGUGUCGCGUGCGCUCUGCCUGUGUACGGUGUUCCCCCCGAGCUCCUAUUGGCUGUGCAAAACGACUAAAUUCACCGUACUGCGCAUGCAUUCGAGAUUCCUAUGCAAGACAAAUUAAACAGUUCACUAUGAUGUAACACGCAGAACAACGUGGUAUUAGAAAUAUUUUGCAAACAUAUAAUUUUAUUGGAGCGCAACUGCAGUAUCUUCCAUUACUGUGACAUUUAGGUUACUGGACAUUAAACGUUAUGAGUCAGUACAGGCGCCUUACAGAUAUUACAUUAACUGCAUUUUUUUGACUGGCAAAAUGGAAGCUUGUAUAUUCUGUAUAUAACUUUUUAAACGUGCAUGAUAAAUAUAGGGCAUUUGGAAAAUUACCUUUAUUAAAGUUGGUUUGUUGGAUUAAAUUCUCAAGGGGGGAGCUGCUGAUUUUUAAUUCAAGACCCUAUAGUGUGAAUCGUGCUCCUGGCACAGCGUUCAGAUGGAAAUAUAUUUACUGUUCCGACACUCAUUUGUAUCUCCCGGGUUGUAUCAGUAACGAACCAAUACAAUUUAAUUUAACGACGACGGAAUUCAAUUAGGAACCAUUUAUCCUCUGUCCCUAACCCUGCUGAGGUUUUUCUUAUUUGCUUGUGGCUCCUUUACUUAAUUCUCACGAGCGGCCACUUCCCUGUAAUUCGUGGAGCAAAAAGCUUGUCAUUUGUGCCAUUUUAAUCCUGCCCUCAUACACAGGGUUUCGCCUCCCUUCUCUCGCUCAUAUUAGCCUUUAUUGGAAAGAAAGACGAUACCUGCACUUCGUGAUGGACUUGUAUAUUCUCUGCAACAGAGGUGAUGUCUCCUUCAUCGGCUCCCAGUGUGAACCCGCUGGUGACUUUGCAGUCCUGGUUAGGCUUUUGGGAGCUGUCGUAUCUCAGUGCACACAUGAAAGGGCUCCUAACUAGUGCAGCUCGUUCGUGCUGGACGUGGGCUCGGCAUCCGUGUUUAAAGGUAUGUGUAGGUGAGUUUACAGCGCAGCUCCGCAUGCAUAGGAAGCGGCGAUCACCUGUCGCCAGAGGUAUGCGCUGUGGCUUUUCCAUUCAAUCCUGAUGAUCGAGACGGAGCUCCUUUCAGCCUUGGCAAACUGUGAUGUAAAAUAUUUCCUAAAAUCCAGACGGGUGUUGUUUAUUAUUAUUAUUGUUAUUUGUAACGUGUUUGCAGCAUAACCUUGACAUUUAUCGUUGUGAGGGUGUCCUGGCUUUGGAAAUGAAAUACAGACCUCUAAGUUAAAAUCGGGGUGGAGGGAGAUUUUCUUUCAAUAUUUCCCAUUACGCAGAUCUGUGUGUGGUUGUCCUGCUUUUUUAAUCUUUAUUUUGUUCAUCAGCUCAGCGACCUUAAACACAGCGGUGUUUCUGAGUCUAUGAAGGCAUUUGUGUCCCCUUUUCCCUCCUGUGCGCUAUAUGACACCCUUCUGAAUCUCAGUACGUUCUUUUUUUUUUUUUAACCUUUCACAGUAAUGUAAGAUUUGCGACCAUUUAAUAUUAUACUGGAAAACUUUACCCUUUUGCAGUCCAGUACUGUAAUGAUUUUAUAUAUUUUUUCCCAUCUUGGGAUGCCAUAUUUUCAAGUGAACUUAGCUUGUGAGUUUUUGUUUUAAAUGCCAGUAUAAGAUCCUGAUCUGUAUUAACGUGCUGGAGGAAUGUAUGGACGAUGGUGGACUGUUGAAUGCAGCUUUUCUCCGUAAUUUCUGCAUAAAGUAACUUACCGCGGGUUGUGUUUGAGCUGCACUGCAAUGUUAACAUGCAUGUCAAUCAGUCCCUGUCACUUACGUUCUUCUAUUAACAGUUUUUAAGACUUCUGCAUGUUACCGAGUCCAGUGGCAAAAUUAUAAUCGCUGCUUGAAAGGGGUUUAAUAUCCACACCUAGAAAACUGACAGGUAUGUAAGGAAUGUUUUUAGACCUUUUAAUCUGUCUUUAAACCACUUUUCAAAAUGGCAACAUGUUUAUAUGCAAGGGGAAAUUUGUCUAAUACUCUCUGUUACAUUUUCUUUACAGUGUCAGUCCUUCACUUAGGAGGGGUGGGGCUGUGAUACUGGGUCUGCUAGGGUUGUGUUGGGGGAGUUUCUGUUAAAUAUUGUUUCAUCUUCAUACAGAUGUUUAAUCUGCAUGAACUUUUGUUUUUUUGUCCUUGUUUUAAGCAUGGUUUAAUAAGAGACCUACUGUGGCAUUACGGUGUUAAUUGGACUAAUUUGUAACUUGUUUUCUUUGUGUUGGUUUCAACAUUGUUGACUAUUGCUGUCUUUAUGAACUUGGCAAACAUGUAAUUCAGCUACAAAAAUAGGAAUGACUCUCUUGAUAUAAUAUUUAUUUGCACAUAUGUUUGUGUGUUGCAGUUAACAUUCCGAUGUCUGCAGUCGAUCUUGCAUGGGUUUAUCCAGGUUUGUGUUCAAAUAAGUCAGAAGAUUAAACUGAAUAGUUCUUAUGUUAAUGUAGAGAGACUACUGGUGGGAUUUCCUAAACAAAAAUCCAUGAAUGAAGGUGAACUUUGGUUGAAAAAUAUGUGCAGCCCUCCCAGAUUCGAAUACCCAAUAUUUCAAAUAUUCUAACAUAUUUUUCUGUAUUUGUGUUCUGUUUCUUUGUUCAGUGUUUCUCUGUGCUGUUUAAAAAGCUUUAUACCAGACAGAGUAUUUAUGAAGAGUGAGGAGUUUCUCAUUUUUCUGUGCAAAGAUUAAUUAAAACAUUUGAAUGUCAAUAGAGAUGCAUCCUCUAAAACCAAAACCGGUCAAUUGCAAUAUUUUCACUUUUAGGAAAAUGCCUUUUUGUCUAAAAAUUAAAUGGCACUUGGAAGCUGUUUGUAUGUCAGAACUGGCUGUCGUUGGUACACAAUCGGCCCAGUAAACAAAACAUCCUUUCGGUUUCCGGGCUCCACAAACCCUACAUAUAACUUAGCGAGUCGUAGCUUUAAUCAUUGUUUAUUUCUGUGAAGAACAUUUCAGGUCUGUUCAUAAAUUGCUGUUUUUUUUCCAAUAAAAUUAAGACAUAGGAGGUGAUUGGUUAGCGAGUGAAUUAGUGCUCAAGUUUCCUUCAAGCUGGGAAUGAGCAGCUUUGUUUAAGGUUAAUAAAGAGACUUAACCUGACCGGUUACCCACAUGUGCCCCUGUUUAAACGCUUUACCCUGGGUUGUAUAAACAUUUCAACUGGAAGCUAUGCAAAUCAUAACAGCACCUGCUAAGCAAUUAGGUUUGUUUAUUACCGAGUCAGGGGCUUCAACUUGGAUGACUCUUGUCGUCCUUAACUUAAUGAUAUUGUUUUCGUUGUAGAAGUGUUGUUGCCUUACAUCCUACUAUACCUGCCUGGUGCUCAGACAAGGUAAAGGUCAAGUUUGAGGCUAGUAAAGGAAUAUUCUUUAUUUAUUUUAAUAUUUUUUUAUUAUUGUCAAGCCGUCCACGGUCCCGGCUCUGGCCCACAGGAAGGCCUGUUGCUUGGUGUUCGGCCUGCUUGUCUGCACUUGUGCUGUGACAUUGUGCUUAAAGACUAAUGCAGUGUUACCUGCCGAAGCUGUUAUGUGUGUGGGGGGGGGGGAUGUGUCCCUUAAUCUGUUCUAUUGUUCGAUUUCUCCCUAAACGUGAUAUUUUUGCAUAUUAUGAUGUAUAUAAAGAAUAAGCCAACAUGGUGAAUUCCCCAGGAAAGAUAGUAGCUAUUUUGGAUAAAAAUUAUAUAUGGUUAUAUUCAUCAGUAGUGGAACUGAAUACCGACGUAUCUCUUGAUUGCAGAAUGUGUUUGGGUCAUUAUGUUUCAAUAUAAAUUUGUGCUAGUUAGCUUCUAAUGAUAACAGCCUCUAAGCGUAACAUACAGCCAUUUGUUUUUGGAGUAUUUUGCAGAAAUAUGGAUGAAACUGAAAAUCGCGGCUUUUAGUGUCAUGGAUUUCGGGGGGGGGGGCUUCAUUGCAACCAGGUCUACUGAAAUGGCCGCAGGAAAUAUCGAGCAGUUGUAAGAGUUCCAAUUUUCAGGCAGUCUUAAAGACGGCUACCCCCCAGUUAUAGGAAGGUCAUGGUUUAAGACAUUCUGCAUGAUGUCAUGCUUUACUUUCAGGUGUCAUUUUAUGAUUUUCUCGUCUUUGUUUACCGCUUUGUACCAUUCUCUUCCGGAUUGUAAUUAUUCCCACUUCAUGGAAAACUCUUGGGAAUGAUUCGCUUUGCAAGGUUAUUUUCCUUUUGGUGUUUUGGGUGCGAGAAGUGUCCCGUUAAAGGUGUGCGAUGAGGACGGCAGUGCGGAUAUGCCGCUUUGCUGUCCCUCCCAAAGCCCCUCUAACAGCCAGGCCACGCCCGAAAGGCACGGCCGGCCGCUCUUCAUGCUGAACGUAUACAACUGGAUAGCCAAAGCUUAAAGCCCAGCCCAUGCAUGCUUCACAGGAUGAUGUCACUUAGAAACAAAGUUUACUUUUCACCGUCUGCAUUCAUGAAGCUGUUUGACCGUUGAAGCUGAAGGCCAGGGGACCUGUGCUCACGGCUUCCCGUCUUCGCUUGCGGCUGCAUAUAUAAACGCGCAUUUCAUUUGUGUUGCUUUUGAUUUCUGUAAAUAUGAAGAAGAAACACUAACAGUGCCACCUGUGUAUGUGUAUAACCUGAGGCCCAAAAGCCUGAUCUGACCACCUUCUCUGGCUGAAAAUACCACAUAAGAUAUAAAGCAGUUUCAUGGUAGGACUUUGCUAUGUUUUUUUUCUUUUUUCUUUUUCUUUUUAAUUUAAGCAUUCGCUGUGUUCUGUAACUAUAGAGUGCAUGUCCUAUAUGCUACCCAACCUCCUAGCAAGGAUUUUAAUGGGGGAUUUGAGGCAACAACAGACAUGAACAUCAAACACUAUUGAUCUCUGCUUCAGUCCUCCAAGUCCUCGCUCUACCGUUGCGUCCAAAGUCUGUUUAAUUCGGUGCCGCAGAAGGACACACAAACGAUGAAACGGAUCGAUCGUAACUCAAAGCUUAACAGAACUGGAAAUAAAGUAUCAAUGUUGCAAAAAAAGGUUCUUUAAUUGAAAUUCACUGACACAAGGCAAUGGUGACCAGUGUUAAUCCUAAAGGAGAUUUGACUCCCUGGGGUCUCUCAUCCAGUGGCAGCUAUAUCGUACGAUUCCUCGUCUGACUUGCGCUUCGGUGUCGCGUAGCGCUCCGGAGCUGCUCCCGGAGCCGCUCCCAGAGCCGCUCCCAUUCACUGAACGGUCCAUUCUUAUCAAAUAUGCAAAACUCUGAUGUUAGCAACACGGCUCGCUCAUCCAGGUAGGUCUGCAGAGCUGCCCCUUUAAGACAGAAUUAUUCUGCUUUGAAUUAUAAGCUUUUUAUAUUGACAAGUAUGAAAAGAGGAACCAGUCACUGGCUAUAGGUAUGUGCGAGUAACAGAGGCAUUGCAGUGGUACCUUUUGAAGUACAUUUCGUGUGUGAAGGCUUCUGUCUUUGUAAACGCAUUACUAUUUGUAAAUUAAAUGUAAUAAAAAUGAGAUUGACAAACCCA
Molecule: messenger RNA, 10051 nt
Organism: Paramormyrops kingsleyae
Lineage: Eukaryota; Metazoa; Chordata; Actinopteri; Osteoglossiformes; Mormyridae
Product: CREB-regulated transcription coactivator 1
Biological process (GO): positive regulation of transcription by RNA polymerase II; protein homotetramerization
Cellular component (GO): nucleus; cytoplasm
Molecular function (GO): cAMP response element binding protein binding
Source: RefSeq, a predicted model, not a curated record